Messenger RNA from Cryptomeria japonica (Japanese cedar), 1275 nucleotides. Its product is annotated as 2-methylene-furan-3-one reductase. The record is from RefSeq and is a predicted model, not a curated record. The coding region runs from base 199 to 1134 and encodes 311 amino acids. NCBI's taxonomy places the organism in Eukaryota, Viridiplantae, Streptophyta, Pinopsida, Cupressales, Cupressaceae. The transcript has 3 exons. Gene Ontology annotation, molecular function: oxidoreductase activity, acting on the CH-CH group of donors, NAD or NADP as acceptor.
AUUCAAUGAAUGUAGACUUUUGACCACUGUGCUCAGAAGAUCCUUCCAUUGUUUUUUUCGUUGCGAUGUCAUCACAGCUUACGUCGAGCUCGGUACAGAGGAGGAUUAUUAUUAUGUAAGACCCGCCUCGUUCCUUCACUUAAUAUUAUUCUUAAAGGUGUCUAUGGUGGGCAACAAGAUCAGAUUUUGAGAGUAAAAAUGGUGAAGGCAUGGUUUUAUAACGAGUAUGGAUCUGUAGACGUUCUGCAAUUUGGGGAAAUCAAAGCUCCAAGUGCAGGGCCUGGCCACAUUUUGAUGAAAGUUCGUGCAGCUGCUCUUAAUCCUGCGGAUUACAAGAUUCGCCAACAUGGCAUCGCGCGCAGCGCGGAUGCCCCUUUUCCUGCGGUGCCGGGGUGCGAUGUAGCAGGAAUCGUUGCCGACGUGGGCGAAGGUGUGUCGAAAUUUAAGAAGGGCGACGAAGUUUACGGCGACAUUCAAGAUUUCACGGUUGGAAACCCUAAGCAGGUGGGCACUCUGGCAGAAUUCACGGUGGCGGAAGAGCAUCUGUUGGCUUUGAAGCCCAGCAAUUUGUCUUUCGAGGAAGCCGCCAGUCUGCCGCUUGCGCUCUUAACUGCGCUGCAGGCGUUCGACACAGUUGAUUUUCAGAAGGGGCAGAGCGUGUUUAUUGUGGGAGGCGCAGGCGGCGUGGGCACUCUCGCUAUCCAGCUGGCAAAGCAUGUUUUCGAAGCUUCUAGAAUUGUUUCGACUUGCAGCGCAGGGAAAGCGGAAUUUGUGAAAAGCCUGGGAGCCGAUCUGGUGGUGGAUUACACCAAGCAGAGCUACGAGCAAGUGGAUGAGAAAUUCGAUUUUGUUUUUGACACCAUAGGCGAAUCGUUCAAAUCUCAUGUGGUUGCAAAGGAGGGGGGUAAAAUUGUGGACAUUGCAUCAUUUCCCCCGCAUUCGAGUGCAGUGAGCAUGAUUGUGAAACCCCAAGGCAGCAAUCUGGAAAGGCUGGGAAAAUACAUACGGAGCGGUAAACUGAAACCUGUGAUCGAUCCGAAAAGCCCCUACGCUUUUUCUGAUGUUGUGGAGGCAUUCAAACACCUGGAGAGCGCGCGAGCGAGAGGAAAGAUUGUAAUUUCCCCCAUUGAAUGAGCGUAGAAUUUCGUUGCAAAAUCGGUCCUGAUAAGACUGACAUGAACGUUCAUGGUGAGGGAUCUGUUCUUAUCUGAUCCAAAGAGCUGCUGACUUGGCAUUUUUGUUUCACACUCUUCAAUUAAAGUAUAUUUGGUAUAA